Messenger RNA from Prunus armeniaca (apricot), 186 nucleotides. NCBI's taxonomy places the organism in Eukaryota, Viridiplantae, Streptophyta, Magnoliopsida, Rosales, Rosaceae. The record is from the annotation of a GenBank genome assembly.
AUGGCACUCGGCUCGGUAUCACAGUGGGUUCGAACUCGGCCAAGAGACAAGGGUCUCUUGGAGAAAUGCGAAUGGACCAAAUGGGUCGCCAAACUCGGUAGCACACUGGUUUCAGACUCCUCAAGAAAUAUGGGUAUUUGGGGAAACCUGGAUAGACUGAUAUUAUGGUGUUCAAGAAAAGACUAA